Molecule: messenger RNA, 3059 nt
Organism: Sinocyclocheilus grahami
Lineage: Eukaryota; Metazoa; Chordata; Actinopteri; Cypriniformes; Cyprinidae
Product: docking protein 2-like
Exons: 6
Coding region: 118-1755 (545 amino acids)
Biological process (GO): positive regulation of MAPK cascade; cell surface receptor protein tyrosine kinase signaling pathway; Ras protein signal transduction
Cellular component (GO): cytoplasm
Source: RefSeq, a predicted model, not a curated record
GUAGAUUUGGCGGAACUUGGAGAUGCUGUUUGCGUCACAAGCAAGUUUAGCAGAAGACGUAUGAUACAUUAGAUGAGACAGUCUUAAGGAGCUGGGUCGGAGACAAGACCGAUAGAAAUGGAGGAGGAUAUUAGAAAGAAGGGGAUGCUGUAUUUACAACAGCAGCGCUUUGGGAAGAAAUGGCGUAAGGUCUGGUCUGUCCUGUACCGAGAGAGCUCCUGCUCCAUCUCUCGCCUUGAGUUUUUUGAGUUUAAAGAUGGAGCUGGCAACAUGCUGGAGAAAGCCAACCGCAAACAGGAAAACAAAAAGGUGAUAAAAAUGAAUGACUGCAUUCGUGUUUCGGAGGCUGAUGUUGAAGGCUGUCCACGGGAUUGUGGACCUUUUUUGGUGGAGACAAUUGAGAAGACAUUUAUUUUCGCUGCUGAGACUGCUGAACUUGAGGACUGGAUACAGAAUCUGUGUGAAAUCGCCUUUCCGAUGAGCUGGACAGAGAGAGGAGCAGUGAGAGGAAACAGUUUACAUGCUGAAUCUGAUGACGUCACGAUGGCGGACAACACUCUCUACUGCAGCAGAGAAACUGCAAUGAAAGACUUUAAGGUGACGGUGAGGCGUACAGAGGCUUCUGAGAGAUGCAGCCUGAAAGGAACAGUGCUGUUACGGACUGAUUUUGAUAGCCUCCUUCUGAAGGAACCGAAGACGGGAGAGGUUCUCUACUCCUGGCCCUAUCGCUUCCUCCGCAGGUUCGGACGAGACAAGGCAACAUUCUCCUUUGAGGCUGGGCGAAGAUGCGACUCGGGGGAAGGCAACUUUGAGUUCGACACAAAGCAAGGAAACAGCAUCUUCCAAUCUGUAGAGGCCGCCAUCAAUCUACACAAAGUCAAUUUACCUCAGAAGCAGAUAUCAAGUGGGGAGCGAGAUACCAUGCCCCCUUCACCUCAAAUGAGAGCUGUGGCAGAGAAUGCAGGUAUCUACAGUGUGGUGACUGACGGAGCAAUCAGAGACGGACCCAAACAACCACAGAAUCCUCAGCAAACCAGACUUGAAGCCCCUGCAGAGAAACUUCUGACCGGAGUCAAGAGUCUGACCCUGGACACCAGGCCUCCACCGCGAAAGAGCCAGGUCAAGAACUUCCGCAGCUGUCCUUUGGUCAACAGUGAGGAUGAGAUGUAUUCCCGGGCCAUGGCCCCUGAUCCAGAUCGGGGAAGUCCAGGGGAGAAGAGAGAACCAAAAGAACGACGUGCCACAUGCUCCAACCCUGAGGACUCUGACUACUCACUGCCCUUUGACACCAUUGCCAAGAAUGUUAUGGGAGACAUUUUGUCUGCAUCAAACCCUCCACCCAUGUUCGUAGAACCCAGUUGUGAAAAUGACAAGAAAGGCAAUAUAGAAAACACAGAACCACUUUAUGACAUUAUAGAUGAAACUGCAAUCAGAACCCGUUACUCAAACAGAAAAACAUAUUCUUACAAACGAGUGGAGCACAUUUAUGAUGAACCAGAGGGUUGUGGUGUGGCCCCAAGUGUGCCUCCAUCGCUCUAUGAUGAACCGGAGGAGGUCAAAGGUCAUGCUUGGAAGAUGUUGGGUACAGUAAUGGAUCCGAGCGGUCAUGAGUACCCAUACAAUGCUUCUGCCGACGACUAUGCUGUUCCUAAACCUCCCAGGAGGGCCUUGCUUUCAAAGGAGAAGGACAACGAGGAAGAGGACAGUUCACCCUAUGAUAACAUUAUGGUGAAAGGAGUGCAAAAGAAUAACUAAGGACUGCUUCAGAAUCUAAAGAGGACAAUAAAGUUAAAUAUAAGUGAGUGUGCGAAUGAAUGAAUUAAAUAUUUAAUCAAUUAAUAUGCAUAAUAUGGAUAAUAGUCAUCAGAGUGCUUUACUGUUCUUCAAAAAGCUGUGAUCUGCAACACGUAUCAUGAUGUUGGUCAAUAUGAUUAACAGUUCAAUUCCUCUGGGGAUGAAUCACUGUAGCCUAACUUUAACCAAAUGCGCUAAAAUUGCACUGUAAUACGAAUGUUUAAAUUGUCAUUAUUUGAAUCACAAACACACUUUUUAUGUAAAUGAGGCUUGUUUUAGAACAUGCAUCAUUGUUUGUAGUGUUAUUAACAUUGCGCUAUAUUAAUCAUGUGAACGUUUAUUCUUCAAAUGAUGGUAAAGUGUGAAAUUAUAGCUGUUUAUUCAAACGAGCACAAUUUUGGCUGUUUAAGUGCACCCAUAAUCCAUAAUCAUCUAAAUGCACUAAAAUAGCCAUAUGCAGUGAAUAUUCUUUGUGCAAACACUCCUCUUUUUGUGUAAAUUAGGCUAAUUAUAUACAACAGCUUUUUCACAACAUGCAUUGCUAUUUUCCAGCGCAAUUAACAUUGCAUUAUAUUGAUCAGGUGAACAUUUAUUUGUAAAAACUUUAUUUAUAUAGAGCACACUUUUGGAUUUUUAAAGAACGCCUGUAAUCCAGUUGAACCAGUAAAAACUAAACUAAACUAAACUAAACCAAUAAUUAAAUAUGUAAAAGUAGCGAUGCGCAGUGAAUGUUAUGUUUUAAAGUGCCUCAUUUUAUUGCCUCUUUUUAUGUAAAUUAGGCUCAUUAUAGACUGCACCUUCUUCACAACUUGCAUCGCUAUUUGCCAUUGCGAUUAUCGUUGCGUUAUAUUUAUCAUGAAUAUUUAUUCAUAAAGUGUUAUUUAUUUAGAUGAGCCCACUCUUGGCAAACGUCAAGCUAAAUGCGCUAAAGUAGCGAUGCUAAACAGUUGUCACUUUUGUCAAAAACACAACCACCCACAAACCAAUUUAUUUAAUAUAAUAAGACCGUCUUGUGACUGUUUAAAUCUUUUUAUGUAAAUUAGGCUCAUGAUAGAUUGCACCUUAUUCACAACACGCAAAGCUAUUUGUCGGAGCAUUUAACAUUGUGCUGUAUUGACCGAGAACAUAUAUUUAUCAAAAGUUGGUAAAAUGUGAAAUAACUGGGCAUUUAUUCACACUUUUAGUUUUUUAAUGAGCACCCACAAUUUAGUUAAACCAGUAGCUAAAUGCAGUAGCGAUGCGCAGAAUAUUAUUUAUGUGAUGUG